UCUAGAACUGGCUUUUGAAUUUAAGACCAGUGCUCUUAAAUAUUUUGCCAAAGUGUAAUCUGGAAACUGGAUAUGUCUUCUUUAUACAUUUCGUACCCACAUAAAUUGUUAAGUUCAAGCCUAAUAGAAGAUAGGUUUUGCCUGUGUGUCGUCGUGAAUAAUGAGAUCUAUAAGUUAGAUUACCUAUAUCUGACGCUAUCCCAGCGAGAGAAGCUGAUAAUGAUAUGAUAAGGUGUCGAUGGGGCGAAAUAAUAAAACCGAAGCUCGCUACGCGCCGCCUACCCAGUACCCACACGGCAGAGGUCAGCCAAAAUGAAGCUGUUUCUACUUCUGGCAGGUGUGACGGUGGCGCUGGCGAUACCCAGGCUGCAAACCGCUCGCGACUUCUUCGUAGAAGAUCAUGGUGAUGACGGCUGGACCCUGGUCGUUCUAACAGAGGGUGAACUCAUCAACCUCGGAAAGCUCGGGAGGAAGGUGGACAAGAACGAUGAUGAAGUGUUCUUCGAGAUGACGGAAGAGUGGGAUGCUGCGAGCGGCGGCUAUCACGUCACGAUCACGUGGGACGGUCCUAGUGAUAGGGUAUUUGAGGACUGCUUUGACUUUGGCGAUAAACAAUGGUACGGAGGUCCAGAACAAAAGGAACAAUACUGGCCUAUCCAGAAUUCAAAGAUCGAAAAGUACUCAAUCAUUUCAAAGGAAGCCGAUAACUCUGCCGUCUCCGAAAGAUACUGGGUCAACUCCAAGGGCUGGUAUGUCUACAUCUCACCAGAGGCACCUCUGUUUGUAGACCACCACAACAUCCUGGAUAACCAUAUCUGCUUCGUAGCUGAAGUAGCUGCCCCUUAUUCUUCUCAACGUCGCCACAACGUUCUGAAGUACGAUCUUUGGUUCUUCGACAACCCCAAACAAGCACACCAGCAUGCUGUGGAUACUUACUUGGGCAAACCUUCAGGGAUUCCCGAUUACAGAAUGAUCCAAUACCCAGUUUGGUCCACCUGGGCAAGAUACUCUAGAGAAAUCGACCAAAAGAGUCUUUGGGAUUUCGCGAAUGAAAUCAGAGAUUCUGGAUUCCCCAACGCUCAAUUCGAAAUCGAUGAUUUGUGGGAGAUUUGCUACGGAUCUCUAACUGUGGAUGAGAGGAAGCUGCCCGAUUUGAAGCAACUUGUUCAGGAUAUCAAGGGUCUCGGAUUCAGAGUCACGAUUUGGGUCCAUCCGUUUAUUAAUAAGGACUGUGAGCCAUGGUACUCUGAUGCCUUGAUCAAAGGUUAUUUGGUGCUCAACGAAAACGGGAGCCCAGACACGUCCUGGUGGAACAACAACGGCUCAGUGCCCGCAUACAUUGACUUCACCAAUCCAGAGGCAGCUGACUGGUACAGCAAGAAAAUUCAAUAUAUCCUGGACACCUACGAUAUCGACAGCAUCAAGUUUGACGCCGGAGAAUCAAGUUGGUCCCCUCAGAUUCCAGUCCAAAAUGGCGAUAUCGAUCUACAUCCUGGUCACAUCGUGCAGUCUUACGUGAGAACUGUAGCUCAGUUCGGACCUAUGAUCGAAAUCAGAUCUGGAAUGAGGACCCAAGACCUGCCAGUAUUCAUUCGUAUGGUAGACAAGGACACCUACUGGGGCUACAACAACGGGCUUAAGACGCUCGUGACCACUCUCCUGGCGAUGAACCUGAACGGCUACACGCUGGUACUGCCGGAUAUGAUCGGUGGUAAUGGCUACAAUGACAAGCCGUCCAAGGAACUGUUCGUGAGGUGGCUGCAAGCUAACGUGUUCAUGCCGACUCUUCAGUACUCUUUUGUACCUUGGGAUCAUGAUGACGAGGCAGUAGAGAUUUGUCGCCGCUACACGCAAUUGCACGCAGAGUUCGCGGACGAGAUCGUUGCGGCCAUGCAAGCUUCAGUCGAGAAGGGAACCCCGGUCAACCCGCCCAUCUGGUGGCUUGAUCCCACCGACCAGGACGCCUUGGCUGUUGGAGAUGAGUUCCUCCUCGGCGAGCGUAUCUUGGCAGCACCAGUGCUGGAAGAAGGCGCAGUGUCUCGCGACAUCUACCUUCCCGCAGGCCAGUGGCGGGACGGCGUGACGGGCGAGCUGGUCUCCGGCCCGACGUGGCUGAAGGACUACCCCGCGCCGCUCGACACCUUGCCUUACUUCACUCUUGAAGAUUAAGAAACAACCAAUUUGUGAUCUUUAUUUAUUUUCCUUGUUUAUUCCUGUAGGCUCGAAUAAA
Molecule: messenger RNA, 2230 nt
Organism: Maniola jurtina (meadow brown)
Lineage: Eukaryota; Metazoa; Arthropoda; Insecta; Lepidoptera; Nymphalidae
Product: myogenesis-regulating glycosidase-like
Exons: 10
Coding region: 313-2169 (618 amino acids)
Biological process (GO): carbohydrate metabolic process
Molecular function (GO): hydrolase activity, hydrolyzing O-glycosyl compounds
Source: RefSeq, a predicted model, not a curated record